AUGAUCGUCCACUUUUCAACUUUGGCGCUCGCCACUCUCUUGUCUUCUUCCUCAGUCAUCGCAAUCUCUCCCUCUGAGAUUCCCCCUGAUACCCCGAUCUCCUCUCUCCUCACGUCUGCAAACACCCACCUGGCAAAAGGCGAGACCAACGACGCUCUCACUUACUACGAUGUUGCGAUCUCCCGCGACCCUCAGAACUACCUCACUUAUUUCAAGCGGGGUGCAACGUACCUCUCCCUGGGCCGAACCGUGCAGGCAACCUCUGACUUCGACAAAGUCCUGUCGAUCAAGCCUGGGUUUGAGGGAGCUUUGAUACAACGUGCGAAAAUACGAGCCAAGAACGGUGAGUGGGAGGCUGCGAAGAAGGAUUACCAGUCUCACGGCAAAUCCGGAGAAGACCUGGCCGAGUUAGAGGAAGCAAAGGGCGCAGCUGCGCUCGCGAGUGCUGCCGAGGAGGUGGGAAAUUGGGAGGAAUGCAUCAGCCAGUCUGGAGUGGCCAUCAUGGUCGCAAGCAAGAUGCUGUCCUUACGAAAAACGAGAGCACACUGUCGAUUCGAGCGCGGGGAGGUGAUGGAGGGGAUGAGCGACUUGAAGCACGUUCUCCAGAUGCAGCCGGGACAGACGGAACCGCAUAUUCAGAUAGCGGCCAUCACGUACUAUGCGCUUGCCGACUUGGAGCAUGGGAUGGACCAGUUGAGGAAGUGCUUGCAUUCGGAUCCGGACUCGAAGAAGUGCAAGAAGCUGUACAGACGGCAAAAGACGCUGGAAAAGCAGUUGGCGCAAGUGAACAAACACUUCGAGAAGAAGCAAUACGCGAGCUCUCUGAAAUUGCUGUUACCGGCAGGCGAGGACUUGGGACUGGUGCAAGAUAUCAAGGACGAUGUGAAGGAAUUACGGGAAGCUGGUACAAUUCCAGAGCACGCGCCCAACGACCUGGAAAUUGGAGUGGUGGAUAAGGUUUGCGAGGCUUACCAUGAGUUGAAAAACACCAAGAAAUCCAUCACAUGGUGCGACGAAGCGAUCAAACUGAAUGAGAACUCCCUUUACGGUCUCCUCAACAAAGCCCGCCGAUCCAUGGAAGCCGAGAACUUCGACGCCGCCAUUGCAUCCCUAAAACAGGCCAAAGAACACCACCCCGGCGCUCAGCAAAUCAACCAGCUACUGCACAACGCGCAGCUCGAGCUCAAGAAGAGCAAGACGAAAGACUACUACAAGGUCCUCGGCGUUCCCAAAGAUGCAGAUGAGUUACAGAUCAAGUCGGCGUACAGGAAGAUGAUUAAACUGCACCACCCCGACAAGGCCCACAAGCAGGGUAUCACCAAGGAGGACGCGGAGAAGAAGAUGGCUGCGGUUAACGAGGCCUAUGAAGUUCUCAGUGACCCCGAGCUGAAGCACAGAUACGAUCAAGGCGAUGACCCUAAUGAUCACGAACAGCAACGACAGCAUCCUUUCCACGGACAACAGUUCCGCGGCAAUCCCUUUGGUGGACACAGUGGUGGCGGUGGGCAGCAGUUCAAGUUCGAUUUUGGCGGCGGAGGAUUCCCUGGUGGCUUCCAGUUUGGUGGCUAA
Messenger RNA from Drepanopeziza brunnea f. sp. 'multigermtubi' MB_m1, 1569 nucleotides. RefSeq lists its product as uncharacterized. The record is from RefSeq and is a predicted model, not a curated record. Gene Ontology annotation, biological process: protein folding in endoplasmic reticulum. Gene Ontology annotation, molecular function: protein-folding chaperone binding; misfolded protein binding. NCBI's taxonomy places the organism in Eukaryota, Fungi, Ascomycota, Leotiomycetes, Helotiales, Drepanopezizaceae. Gene Ontology annotation, cellular component: endoplasmic reticulum.